ACGAACCGAGUUCGUGAAAAUGUGCCUAGGAUAUUUAUGGCUGACCAUCUGCCUCUGCCUGCUCCUGCAACAGGAUCUUCGCCAGGAUCUGGCUCAGGCAGCCCACAUCCUGGGUAUAUUUCCCUACCGCCACAUUUCGCCAUAUCUUGUGAUGCAGCCUUUGGUUCGGACAUUGGCAAAGAGAGGUCACAAUGUGACUCUAAUCACACCGAAUGAAAUGCCAAACGAUAUCGAGGGAAUUCGACAUAUACGCGUUGCUCAGCUCAACGAGUGCAUAAAAGAAAUGCUUGAGUUUGACCAAGUGCUUGACUUUAUGAUUAACAAAUGGACGGAGAGCGCACUUACGGCAAAAGCGCUUUUUAAUGCCUCCCACGAUAUUCUAAGUGAUCCUGGCGUCCAAAGGAUGCUGCAUGACAGAAACGAGAGGUUCGACCUGAUCAUCAUGGAACCAGCUAAUCUAGACGCCCUUUAUGGCCUGGUUGAGUACUACAAUGCCAGCCUGAUAGGAUUAUCCAGCAUACGGAUUAACUGGCACACCGACGAAUUGGCCGGAAAUCCAGCCCCAUCCAUAUACGAGCCCAUAUCUCCGGUUGGCUAUUCCCUGGAAACAUCGUUGUUAAGUCGAAUAUAUAAUUGGAUUCAUAUAAUGGAAGAAAAGUUGGUGGAAUAUUUGAUCUUACGACCAGCUCAGCUACACCUAUUUCAGAAGUUCUUUGGCUACUCCGCACAAAAGAUGAGUGAGUUAAGAUCCAGAUUCUCGCUGAUGCUAAUCAACAGCCACUACAGCAUGGGUAAAGUGAGAGCCAAUGCACCAAACAUUAUCGAGGUGGGAGGACUUCAUCUCAGCGAGCCCCCGGAACUAUGUGAUGCGAAGCUUCUGAAAUUUCUGGACGAGGCGGAACAGGGAGUCAUUUACUUCUCGCUGGGCAACGACAUUCUGAUUAAGUUUCUCCCUGCAAACAUUCAGGAGCUGCUACUGCAGACGUUUGCUAAGCUAAAGCAAAGAGUUAUUUGGAAGAACGAACUAUUAGAUAUGCCCAACAAAUCGGUCAAUGUAUAUGUUAUGGAACAGACCCCUCAGCGCCAGAUUUUGAAUCAUCCAAAUGUCCGACUUUUCAUAACAAACGGAGGGUUACUGAGUGUGAUUGAGGCGGUGGACAGUGGAGUUCCAAUGCUGGGACUACCUAUGUUUUUUGACCAAUUCGGUAAUAUGCGCUGGGGACAGCUAUCCGGAAUGGCAGAAGUCAUUGAUAUCAACUCUCUGAACGAAGAUAUCCUAACCGAAACCAUAAAAUACAUGCUUGGAAACCAGAGUUAUUCACUGAAAGCCAAGGAAAUGUCGCAGUUCUUCAAGGAUCGGCCCAUGAAUCCGUUGGAUACGGCUGUUUGGUGGACGGAGUACGCCUUACGGAACCGGAACAUUACUCGAAUGCGCCUUAACUUGGAGGAGGUUCCAUUGCUUGAAUACUACAGAAUAGACAGUAUUUUAGCAUUUAGCCUGCGAUUUGGAUUAGUCGCUGUAGCGCUGAUCUUUUUGGUUUACACCUUGUUUCUGAAAAAUCGUCAGACCUAGACGAUUGCAUCCAUAAUAAAGUCACGGCAUUUGCAGACUCGAUAAUUUGUAUAUAGGGCAAUUUAUAGUGUU
Messenger RNA from Drosophila erecta, 1645 nucleotides. Its product is annotated as 2-hydroxyacylsphingosine 1-beta-galactosyltransferase. NCBI's taxonomy places the organism in Eukaryota, Metazoa, Arthropoda, Insecta, Diptera, Drosophilidae. Gene Ontology annotation, molecular function: UDP-glycosyltransferase activity. The record is from RefSeq and is a predicted model, not a curated record. The transcript has 2 exons. Bases 20 to 1573 code for a protein of 517 amino acids.